Molecule: messenger RNA, 3690 nt
Organism: Cheilinus undulatus (humphead wrasse)
Lineage: Eukaryota; Metazoa; Chordata; Actinopteri; Labriformes; Labridae
Gene: hgs
Product: hepatocyte growth factor-regulated tyrosine kinase substrate
Exons: 20
Coding region: 127-2427 (766 amino acids)
Molecular function (GO): ubiquitin binding; phosphatidylinositol binding; metal ion binding
Source: RefSeq, a predicted model, not a curated record
GAGCCGUACAGCUGUGCUCCGUGGCUAGCAUAGAGGCUAACAGGCUAACCGUAGCGGUGAAAAUAUCAAGACCCCGUUGACUAAAGAAGACUCCUCGACAGCUACUUUGACACCUUCCAUCUAAAAAUGGGGAAAGGAGGAGGCACAUUUGAGAGGCUUCUGGAUAAAGCCACCAGUCAGCUGCUCCUGGAGACGGACUGGGAAUCCAUUCUGCAGAUCUGUGAUCUCAUUCGACAGGGAGACGCACAGGCUAAAUAUGCCAUUGGGGCCAUUAAGAAGAAGCUUAAUGACAAAAACCCACAUGUGGCCCUUUAUGCACUCGAGGUGCUGGAGUCAGUGGUGAAGAACUGUGGCCAGACAGUCCACGAUGAGGUGGCGAGUAAACAAACUAUGGAGGAGCUAAAGGAUUUACUCAAGAAGCAGACAGAACCAAACGUCAGAAACAAGAUUCUUUACCUGAUCCAGGCGUGGGCUCACGCCUUCCGAAACGAACCCAAGUACAAGGUGGUCCAAGACACUUACCAGAUCAUGAAAGUUGAAGGUCAUGUGUUCCCUGAAUUCAAGGAGAGUGAUGCAAUGUUUGCAGCUGAAAGAGCUCCAGACUGGGUUGAUGCUGAGGAGUGCCACCGGUGCAGAGUUCAGUUUGGGGUUAUGACAAGAAAGCACCAUUGUCGAGCAUGUGGGCAGAUUUUCUGUGGAAAGUGCUCCUCUAAAUACUCGACUAUUCCCAAGUUUGGUAUUGAGAAGGAAGUGCGUGUUUGUGAGCCGUGCUUUGAGCUACUUAACAACCACCCCUCCCUCUCUCCUCCACUUAGGAAAGCUGAAGGAAAAGCCCCUGCUGCCGGACCCUCUGAGCUGCCUCCUGAGUACCUGACCAGCCCGCUGUCCCAGCAGUCACAGAUGCCCCCAAAGAGAGAUGAGGCAGCGCUUCAGGAGGAGGAAGAGCUGCAGCUGGCCAUUGCCCUUUCACAGAGUGAGGCUGAGGAGAAAGAGCGGAUGAGGCAGAAGAACUCUUAUGCCAUGUAUCCCAAAACUGAUCCCACCCCAGUGACUUCCUCAGCACCACCAGUCAGCACCCUUUAUACUUCCCCUGUGAACUCUUCUGCUCCAUCAGCUGAAGAUGUAGACCCCGAGCUGGCACGAUACCUGAACAGAACAUACUGGGAGAAGAAACAGGAAGAAUCCCGCAAGAGUCCGACCCCCUCAGCUCCUGCCCCUGUGCCUCUGGCUGAGCCCCUUCCACCAAUCAGCCAGCCUGUUGAGAGUCAUGUCCCUGUCCAGCCAGUCAGCAUAGUAGAGCAGCAGUACCAGAACGGGGAGUCCGAGGAGAAUCAUGAGCAGUUUCUGAAAGCUCUGCAGAAUGCUGUCACUACCUUCCUGAACCGAAUGAAGAGCAACCACAUGCGUGGGCGCAGCAUCACCAACGAUAGUGCUGUUCUAUCACUCUUCCAGUCCAUUAACAAUAUGCAUCCACAGCUGUUGGACAUCCUCAACCAGUUAGAUGAGAAGCGAUUGUACUAUGAGGGGCUGCAAGACAAGCUGGCUCAGGUUCGUGAUGCACGGGCCGCUCUAAAUGCCCUUCGGGACGAGCAUAGAGAGAAACUGCGUCGUGCUGCAGAGGAAGCAGAGAGACAAAGGCAAAUCCAGCUGGCACAGAAGCUGGAAAUCAUGAGGCAGAAGAAACAAGAAUACCUGGAGAUGCAAAGACAGCUGGCAAUCCAGCGCCUUCAGGAGCAGGAGAAGGAGAGGCAGAUGCGACUUGAGCAGCAGAAGCACACAAUCCAGAUGAGAGCCCAAAUGCCUGCUUUCUCCCUACCUUAUGCUCAGAUGCAGUCUCUGCCCCCCAAUGUGGCAGGAGGGGUGGUAUACCAGCCUGGUGCUCCACCAAGCUACCCAGGCACCUUUAGUCCAGCUGGGUCUGUGGAGGGUUCACCUAUGCACAACAUUUAUAUGAACCAGCAAGGUCAGACUGCACCACCACAGUAUCAGGCCAUGCCUGGUGCUGCCACAGAUCCCAAUAUGGUUAAUGCAUACAUGUACCAGGCUGCAGGCACCAAUGGGCAGCCUGCUCCUCCUCCUGGUCAGGCUCCACCCACUACCAGUCCACCUUACUCCAAUUAUCAGCCCACACCCACACAAGGCUACCAGAACGUGGUCUCUCAGGCCCAGAGUAUGCCCCCUAUGACCCAGGCUCCCACUAACGGAAUGGGCUACAUGGGUUACCAGCCGUACAGUAUGCAGAACAUGAUCUCAGCAUUGCCUGGGCAGGAUCCCAAUAUACCUCCCCAACAGCCGUACAUGCCAGGCCAGCAGCCCGUGUACCAACAGAUGGCUCCCCCUGGUGCUCCACAGCCACAGCAGCAACAGCAGCAGGCGCCUCAGGCUGUGCCUGGCAGUGCAGAAGCACAGCUCAUCUCUUUCGACUGAGAGCCAACACGCUGUGGGGUCCAACACUACACCUUCUUUCCUCCUUUGGCCUUUCCCCUCACCCACUGGACUCUGAGGAAUACCCUCUGAAAACACACACAAACACACACCUCCCACCUUCCACCUUACUGUGAUGUUGUGGCAAUGUAAAUAUUGUGAUGAUGUUGCAGAACUGUCUCUCUCCUUGCAUCUGCCCUAGCUGAAGUAUGUGAAUGCAAGGGGACUAAACUGCAAGAGAGAGAGGGCACCAAAACCAAGACGACUCCUCCUUUUCCCUCUCCUCUUUCCAGCUGAUAUGUAUGUAGUAUUUCCUUAAUAAAUGAGUAACUGAAGAUCAGAAAUAGUCAGUGGUAUUACAUUUAAAAAUAAAUAAGAAAAUAUGAUAAUAAUUGAGAAAAAAUACAACACAUAACCAUCCUUGGUCUCAUAUUUUUCUAAAGCAGAACUUGCAUGUUAAAUUGUAAUUAUUUUCUGGAAUUGACGUGGAGAGACAUCUGUAUGUGCUGUUUAAGUGGUUGAGAUUGUGAUGAAAGAGUGAUGUCUAAGGGGAGAGAGAGAGAGCACUGUCAAAGGCCUGAAAUAACAACCUUAAGUCACAUCUUCAAACGGGUUCAUAGCUUGCCAUUCCAGUCGUAGUUUUUCGGUUCAAAUCUCUUUUCGUGCACACAAUGUCCAUCUUUUCUUUUAAACUCCUUUGUUGUGCACUGCUCGACUUAUCAAAUGUCUUGGUGUAGAUUCUUAAAUGACAAAACAGUGCAGGGACUGUACAUUGUGGAAGGAGUGUUAGAGAGUUAGCUUGACACUUGUUUUUUCCUCACUAAGUAGUUACAUAGUUAAAUCUUUGCAGGUACACACUUGUGACCAUGAAUACCAGUACAUACUAAAGCAGUCAUACAGUUCUUAAAGCAAUCAAGUUAGCAAUCAUAAUGGCAUCUCAAGACUGAAAGAAUCAUAGAAUGAUAACAUAUUAAUAACUCCAAAUGGUCUCCAGGCGCUCCAUCCCAUGUGCAUUUGGUUGUAACUGUCAUAGAUGAGAAUAUCUACGUAAUAUAAAUAAAGAUGGGCAAGCGUUUUUUUAAGUGUACUUUAGGAAGUUUUGGGGCUUGCAGACUGAACAUGACAUGCAGCAUGUGUCACAGCCAUUCAGUGAUUUCUGUAACCCUUCAUUUUCCAUCUGUGAACUUCUUAAUUUCAUCAUACUGAUCUGUCUGACUUAAAAGUAAUUUUGAAAUUAUAUUUAAUAAAUAUCUUGUUCUUAUUGUC